Messenger RNA from Notolabrus celidotus (New Zealand spotty), 2646 nucleotides. It is a transcript of the gene miga2, whose product is annotated as mitoguardin 2. The record is from RefSeq and is a predicted model, not a curated record. Gene Ontology annotation, biological process: mitochondrial fusion. Bases 294 to 2087 code for a protein of 597 amino acids. Lineage: Eukaryota; Metazoa; Chordata; Actinopteri; Labriformes; Labridae. The transcript is spliced from 16 exons.
GUCAGUAUUAUUGCGUCUCCAAAGCGCCCUCCCUCCUAGCAGCAGUAGGCUAGUGUGCGGCGUUCACUGUCUGUGACACGGGAAUGUCCUUCCCUGCCGACUUGGAUGCCCACGGGUAAUAAAAACAACCAUCAUAAACGGGACAGAUUUGGAGCCAGAGCAUGGAUGACGACAGGCUGAUCAUCACAACGCCCUUAGCUGGCUGAUCUCAGACCAGAGAGGAGACCUCGUUCAGGGUGAAUGUGAGACAGAUUUGAAGAGUGGAGGCCUAAACGGCAUAUUUGAAAUCCAAGAUGUCAAUGAAACAACCAGAGGGGAUGUCCAUUGCCCAGGCGUUGGCCAUGACUGUGGCAGAGAUACCUGUGUUUCUCUAUUCCACAUUUGGGCAGUCCAUUUUUUCUCAGCUGAAGCUGACCCCGAGCCUGAAGAAGGUGCUGUUAGCAACAGCGCUGGGCAGCGUGGCUCUGGCGCUCACUGCUCAUCAGCUUAAGAGGCGAGGGAGGAAGAGGAAGCAGGUCACACAGGGGAAGGAGAUGCAGAAAACUGUGGGAAUACCUGAGGCGCUGAUGAAGACAGGAAGACCCUCGUCAUUAAAGAGAGGUCAGUUCACAGGCCGGCAGAUGAUGAGUCCCAGCACUCGGAGCAAUGAUACCAUGAGUGGAAUUUCUUCGCUUGCCCCCAGUAAACACUCAAGUUCCUCACACAGCCUGGCAUCUAUGCGGGUCCCAAGCUCUCCUAAUCAGUCUGCUAAUCCAUCCACCCCCUGGGAAGCAGAGCCGGUGGUGGAAGAGUCAGGGGCAGUGGAGGACGCAAAUGCAGAGAAGCUGUAUUUAUUGGGGAUGGAGCUGUUUGAAGAAGCUCUGCAAAAGUGGGAACAGGCACUGAAUAUCGGCCACCACCCAGGCUCCACCUCCAGCAACAACAGCCUGGCUCUGCAGGGGGCAGCAUGUGCAGACUUUUCUAUGAUUGAAGUCCGUAAUAAAGUGUUUGCUGAUAAGCUGGAGACAUUACUGCACAGGGCGUACCACCUGCAGGAGGAUUUCGGCAGCAGUAUCCCAACAGACAGCGUACUGGCAGACUUUGAGAGUGAAGGAACUCUUAUCUUACCCACAGUUGAGAGUUUCCACAGACUCCGAGAUGAUGAUGCAACUACAGUUACCUCUGACGAAUCCUUUUUCUCGGCUGCAGAGCUUUUCGAUGCCAUGUGUCUGGAAGACGUCUACCAGCCACUUAAGCCAGCAGCUCUCUAUGAGGAAGCCUUGUCUCUGGUCCGGGAGGGCAAAGUGGCUUAUAGGUCUCUAAGGACUGAAUUACUUGAAUGUUUUGGUGACCAAGACUUCCUCGCCAAGCUGCACUGUGUGAGACAAGCAUUCCAGAUCCUGUUGUUAGAUGAAACUCACCGCACAUUUUUCAUGGAGACCGGAAAGCAGAUGAUUACAGGCUUAAUGGUGAAGGCAAACAAGAGUCCUAAAGCCUUCCUGGAGAGCUAUGAGGACAUGCUGCUGUACACGCAGAGGGAGGAGACGUGGCUCGUCACGAAGAUGGAGCUGGAGGGCAGAGGGGUGGUGUGUAUGAACUUCUUCGACAUUGUCCUGGACUUCAUCCUGAUGGAUGCAUUUGAGGACCUGGAGAGUCCUCCCUCCUCUGUGGUGGCUGUGCUGAGGAACCGCUGGCUCUCUGACAGCUUUAAAGAGACGGCUCUGGCGACAGCUUGCUGGUCCGUCCUCAAAGCAAAAAGACGUCUUCUUAUGGUUCCUGACGGUUUUAUCUCCCACUUCUACGCCAUAUCAGAACAUGUGAGCCCAGUUUUAGCCUUCGGGUUCUUGGGACCCAGGCAGCACCUAAGUGAAGUGUGCACAAUCUUCAAGCAACAAAUCGUUCAGUACCUUAAGGAUAUGUAUGAUCAUGACAAGGUCCGCUUCACCUCAGCUCAGUGCUUAGCAGAGGACGUCCUGAACCUCUCCCACCGGCGGAGUGAGAUUUUACUCGGCUAUCUGGGAAUCAACAGCCUCAUGGAGCUCAAUGGUGCCCUGCCCAGAGACACAGAAGGGUCCUCAGGGCCUGACAAAGAGGACUACGGUCACUGAGGGCUUCACUGAGCUCGUACAGGCUGAAAGCAGUUGGGCUGGCCAGUAUGGAACGGGCAAGGGCUCGCAGCUCAACAUCUUCAUUCCUAUUAAGACCGGAUCAAACCACGAGACCCCGUUCAUGCGUGUUCAUCAGACACAACUACUGUAAGACGAUGUGUCCACCCAAUCUGCAGUAUUUACUGGUCCUUCAAGAGAGGGAGACUGUUGGAUAUGAUUCCAUCGCUCUCGUUAUCGGCUGCUGUCACGUAUCAAAAAUGCCUGCUGUAGUCAUGUGAUCUCUGACGUGUGAGGAUUUUUCUCUGCCUUGUUUCGUGACAUGGACACUUCAUAACACACCCGACAGAAGCUCCUGACACCUCCAGACUGGGCCUUCUACACUGUUAUUACUCCACACAGGACACGUCUCUGUAACCUCCAUUUAUCUGACUAGUGGAAUCUGGUUGGACAUCAUAGUCUUUGUUAUAUUUGAACAGAAAUAGUGAGAGUCUGCUGAAAUUGUGCUUAAGGUUGUUUUGUUUUUUUAAUUAAACAGGAGGAUUUUUGUAAACCGUGAUGA